AUGGCCGCCGGAGUUGAAUUAUCGGAGGGGAAAAUCGGAAUUGUGAUGGAAUUUCCGGUCGGUGAUGAUGAAUCUCUCUCAUCACCGGUGAGAUUACCGAAGAGGCUCCGGCGAAGGCUUCUUGAUACGGAGUGUAAGUCACCGAGUUCCGUGGAGGAAAUCGAAGCCAAGCUUCGUGAUGCUGAAAUUCGUAGACAGAAGUACUAUGAGAAACUCUCAAGCAAGGCACGUGCAAAGCCAAGAAGCCCGUCAAGGUGUUCAUCUCAGGAUGAGGAUCUUGGUCAGCGACUAGAAGCAAAAUUGCAAGCAGCUGAACAGAAGAGGUUGAGCCUUUUGACAAAGGCCCAAAUGCGCUUAGCGAGGCAAGAUCAACUGCGUCAAGCAGCGAAAAAUGGAGUUGAAAUGCGCCAUGCAAAUGAACGUGUAAAGCUUGGGACGAAAGUGGAAUCGCGUGUUCAGCAGGCAGAGGCUAAUAGGAUGCUUAUCCUUAAGGCUCACAGGCAAAGAAGGGCGUCUCUUAGAGAAAGGUCAUCUCAGUCAUUGAUGAGGAGAAUGACUCGAGAGAGCAAAUAUAAGGAGCGUGUGCGUGCUGCAAUUUACCAAAAACGAGCUGCUGCUGAAACAAAACGACUCCGGUUGCUUGAAACUGAGAAGAAGCGGGCACACGCACAAUUCUUGCAGGCAAGACAUGUGGCAAAGUCUGUAUCGCACCAGCGUGAGAUUGAGAGAAGGAAAAAGAAGGAUGAGUUGGAAGAUCGGUUACAAAGGGCAAAAAGCCAAAGAGCCGAAUAUCUCAGGCACAGGGGAAGAUUGCGUGGUUAUACGUACGAGAAUUGGAUUAGAAUGUCACCACAGGCAGAAUAUCUUUCCAGAAAACUGGCAAGGUGCUGGAGGCGGUUCUUGAGGCAGAAUAGAACUACCUUUACCUUGACGAAGGCAUAUGCCGUGCUGGGGAUCAACGAGAAAUCUGUCAAGUCAUUGCCAUUUGAGCAGUUUGCUGCUCUUAUUGAAUCAGCUUCUACUCUUCAGACUGUGAAAACUUUAAUUGACCGGUUUGAGAGCCGUCUCAGAGUGCUUACAACUGUUGUGCCUGCCAGUUAUUUUUCUAGCUUGGAUAACAUCGAUCACCUUCUUAAGCGGGUUGUUUCCCCCAAGAAAAGGGCUACUCCUAGGAGUACUGCGAGAAGCCCGGCAAAAAAAGCAGAUUCAGUCAAGAACUCAAACAAUAGCUUAUCUAUGUUAUCAAGGUAUCAAGUGAGAGUUGUUCUUUGUGCUUAUAUGAUACUGGGUCAUCCAGAUGCAGUUUUCAGUACAAUGGGAGAACGUGAGAUUGCUUUAGCCAAGUCUGCUCAUGAAUUUGUCAAAAUGUUUGAUCUGUUGAUAAAAAUUAUAUUAGAGGGGCCAAUAAAAAGUUCUGAUGAAGAAUCGGUCUCAGCUGUUAAGAAGCGAUGUACUUUCAGAUCGCAGCUUGCUGCUUUUGAUAAAGCAUGGUGCUCGUAUUUGAAUUGUUUUGUGGUCUGGAAAGUUAAAGAUGCUCGUUCUUUGGAGGAGGAUUUGGUUAGAGCUGCUUGCCAGCUUGAGGCUUCUAUGAUUCAAACUUGCAAGUUAACUCCAGAAGGAGUUGGUAUCAGUCAUGAUAUGAAAGCUAUUCAGCACCAGGUCACUGAAGAUCAAAAACUUUUGAGAGAAAAGGUGAUGCACCUGAGUGGAGAUGCUGGGAUUCAGCGCAUGGAAAGUGCACUAUCUGAAACAAGAUCUAGAUACUCAAGAGUAAGGGAUGGCGGAAGCCCAGUGGGGUCUCCAAUGACUCAAUACAUGUCUCCAAGCCCAACUCCACUUUCUACUGUUGCAAGCUCAAGUGAAAGAAAUAUUUCAAAUGAGAGCAAUUUGACAAGCCGGGUGGUUCGCUCCCUUUUUAAGGAAACUGACACUUCCCCUAUAGAGUCAAGCUUCUCUUCACCUAUUACCAGUUCAAGUACUCAGCCCAGUACUAACUCCUCUGGAAAUUUGGUAGCACCAAACGAGGUUCUUGUGAAUGAAUUUCUCCAUGAACAUCACCAUAGUUUUGCUGAUGGCUUUGAUGUCUCUGAUCACAUUCAAAACAGCAUCGAGGGAAAAAUCAAACAGACAAUGGAGAAGGCUUUUUGGGAUAGUGUUAUGGAAUCUGUUAAGCAGGAUCAGCCCAACUAUGACCAGAUCAUUCAACUCAUGGAAGAGGUUAGGGAUGAAAUUUGUGAGAUGGCUCCAAUAAGCUGGAAGGAUGAUAUUAUUGCAGCCAUUGAUUUAGAUAUUCUUUCUCAGGUGCUUAAAUCAGGUAAACUGGAUGUCGAUUACCUUGGAAAAAUUCUUGAGUUUUCGCUAGUCAGUUUGCAGAAGCUUUCUGCUCCAGCCAAUGAGAAGAUAAUAAAGGCCCAACACAAGGCACUACUCUGCGAGUUGAGUGAAAUAUGCCAAUCUAGAGAUGAAUCAAACAAUGCGUGUGUUGGAGCCUUGGUUAAGGGUUUGCAAUUUGUCCUAGAACAGAUUCAGAUUCUUAAGAAAGAGAUAAGCAAAGCACGGAUAAGAUUAAUGGAGCCUUUGGUUAAGGGACCUGCUGGUCUGGAGUACCUUAGGAAUGCUUUUGCAAAUAAAUAUGGAUCUCCAUCUGGUGCCAGUACCUGUCUUCCUUCAACGCUCAGAUGGAUUUCAUCUACUUUGAAUUUUAAAGACCAGGAAUGGGUAGAAUAUAAGAAUACCUCCUCAGCAUUGGCUGAUAAUUCAUCCCAAGAAGGGCUUCCUUCAACUACUCUCAGAACUGGGGGAAAUAUUAUGCUCAAAAGUACUGGAAGUCCAAUGGUCUUUUCUCCUGAUAGUUCAAAUACUAAAGGUGAUCAGCAAUCAGAAUGCAAAGGAGAACCAGUUGACCUUGUUGUGAGGCUUGGUUUACUAAAACUAGUAAGUGGAAUAUCUGGUCUAACACAAGAUGAUCUACCAGAAACUUUAUCUCUUAACUUCUCCAGGCUGAGGUCUCUCCAGGCUCAAAUUCAGAAGAUUAUUGUGAUUUCUACAAGUGUUCUUAUAUGUCGUCAGAUUAUUCUGAGUGAAAAGGCAGUAGCAAGCUCUGCAGAUAUGGAAAAUGCAGUGUCCAAGUGUGCAGAACAGCUCUUGGAGCUCUUAGACCAUGUUGAAGAUGCUGGUAUUGAUGAUAUUGUUGGAGUGAUUUGCAAUCUUCCAUCAGUUAACGGGGAAGAAGAUGCAGGGAAGGUUCAGUCAAGAAAAGCAGUUGCUGCCAGAAUGCUAGGGAAGAGUUUACAAGCUGGGGAUGCUGUGUUUGAGAGAGUGUUUAACGCCGUCUAUUCAGCUUUGCGUGGAGUUGUGCUCGGUGGAACCGGUGCUCGAGGGAAGAAAUUAGCUGAAAUGGCACUACUGAAAGUUGGGGCUGGUGCUCUGACUGAAAGGGUAGUGGAAGCUGCUCGUGUUUUGAUUGUGGCAGCAACUGUAUCAGUUGGUGUUCAUGGGCCAUGGUAUAAAUAUUUGACUGACAACAUAUGA
Messenger RNA from Vicia faba (fava bean), 3531 nucleotides. The record is from the annotation of a GenBank genome assembly. Lineage: Eukaryota; Viridiplantae; Streptophyta; Magnoliopsida; Fabales; Fabaceae.